AUGGCCGUUUAUGAUGGAACCUCUGAUAAUGAGUUCAACGCAUCCGGCAUACGCAGUGUCGCCGUAAUCGGUGCUGGCCCAAGCGGACUUCCUGCAGCGCGUCACUUGAAGGAAUCCGGCUUGGACGUGGUCGUGUUCGAACAGGCCGACACAGCGGGCGGAAUAUGGCGCUAUACCUCAGACGAAUCGCACGAGGAAUGGCCCCGCACUGAACAAUUUGUCGUGGACAACGCGAAAGCCCAAACCACGAAGCUGCGGCAUUCGCCUCCUACGCCGACGUACGAGCGGCUACAGAACAAUGUGCCUCUGCCAACUAUGGGAUUUCAAGACUAUCCUUGGACCCAAGAUGGCCCUUGGUACGCAAAUCAGUCCGUGAUAGGCGACUUUGUCCGGAGCUAUGCUCGCCGCUUCAACCUGGAGGAGCUUGUGCAAUAUAACACAAGGGUGGAAAGGGUCAAGGAAGUCACACAAGGCGAACUCCGAAAAGGAUGGGAGGUCAUCACUAAGACCUUGACCACCGUCGUUCGCGAGGAUGGCUGGCAAGAAGCGGCAUUCACCUGGAAUAGACACCAUUUUGACGCGGUCGUCGUUGCGUCUGGUCACUAUGCCGAGCCGCAUAUCCCUGCCUUUGAAGGUUUGAGGGAAUGGGCGACAGCGUAUCCGGAGAGCAUAUGGCAUGCCAAAGACUAUCGCCACCCUUCUCAAUUUGCCAGCGCCCAGAGUGUUUUGGUCAUUGGAGCCAAUGCAUCCGGGAUUGAUAUCGCCAGGGAACUGGGAGGCAGCGUACCGGCCCUCAUUCAUGUCAUCAGGGACUUCGCUCCGGAGGUACCCCAGCAAGAGAGAGAUGUCAGGGAAGCCUUCCGCGCUGGCUUACCGGCGUCCAAUAUCAGGAAGAACGGCGUUACCCGCUUCAUCGUUGCGGACGAACAUGGUCGACCUGGUAUCGUGGAGUUCCUUGAUGGAUCCGUCUUGGAGGUGGACACAGUGAUCUUCGCCACUGGUUACCACUUCUCCUACCCGUUUUUAUCGCAUCUUGAGCGUCCUGGGGACACCUCAUCGCCCUCGCCGGAGAACGUGAUCGUCACGCGAGGAGAUGCGACUCUGAACCUCCACCGCGAUAUCUUCUACAUCCCGAACCCCUCGUUAGCGUUCUUAGGCGUUCCCUUGAACACGGCGACGUUUUCCUUUCACGAAUACUCCGCGAUCGCCAUCGCUCGCGUGUUCGCCGGAUACGCCGAGCUCCCCUCCCGCGCAGAAAUGCGGGAUAUCUACCUGAAGCGGAUCGCGGUCACGGGCGAGGGACGGAGGAUGCACACCCUCGGCGGUCCGGGGGAGAUCGCUGUGGUCGCGGAACUGGUCGCAUGGCUAAACGGCGAAGCGAAGCGAUUGGGCAAAGAGCAAGAAGUCCGAGAGGUAGUCGGGCACAGCAAAGAGUGGCUGGAGGUGACGAGGAACCGUAUAGAGGGUAUCAAAGCCAGAGACGGUCUUCCGAGUCGGGUCGUUCUUGAUGCGGAGGCGAGGCUGAUAAGAGAGGCUAGUUCAUUAUUGUAG
Messenger RNA from Punctularia strigosozonata HHB-11173 SS5, 1551 nucleotides. Its product is annotated as FAD/NAD(P)-binding domain-containing protein. Gene Ontology annotation, molecular function: flavin adenine dinucleotide binding; NADP binding; N,N-dimethylaniline monooxygenase activity. NCBI's taxonomy places the organism in Eukaryota, Fungi, Basidiomycota, Agaricomycetes, Corticiales, Punctulariaceae. The record is from RefSeq and is a predicted model, not a curated record. The transcript has 11 exons. Bases 1 to 1551 code for a protein of 516 amino acids.